UCAUGUACUUACCAGAGAAUCGUCGAGUUCUAGAUGAGAAGAAGACGAAGACGAAGACGAAGACGAAGACGAAGAAAAAGAAGAAGAAGAAGGACGGAGGAUAGUGCGUUGAGGAUGGUAAGACUCGAGGAGACAGAUGCACUUGGCACUCUCGGCGUGCAGCACGCCUUGGCUGACCAGCGUAGUCAUACACGGCGCUGCCAGCGAUAGGAGCAGCUGUUUCCAGGCUGGAGCGCUUUCAAACUCGGUUCAGUCUCGCUGCGACCGCCGACGCGGUCGGAUCGUCGCAUUUACGUAUUUUACGUUUUACGACGGUCUUCAUCUUCUUCUUCUCCUUUUUCUUCUUCUUCUUCUUCUUCCUCUUCCUCUUCUUCUUCCUCCUUCACCUUCUUCUCGUGAUUUCUUCUAACUCGUUAACCUGAAUAUAUAUAUAUAUAUAUAUAUAUAUAUACAUAUAGGAACAACGUGUUAGUCACUGUUUACCUCUUCCUCGCAUACAUCUGUAAAUUAACUUUCUCGAGUUAAUUGUAAAUUUAUUUUUCUUUAUUUUCUUUCUUUCUCCCUCCUCCUCUCCCCGGCCCUCUCCCUUUCAUUUUGCUGGCCCUUUUUUCUCUCUUUCUUUCUUUCGUGUAAAUCAUCAUCAUAGUCAUCAUCGUCAUCGUCGUCGUAAGGUUGGCCCCAUUUAGUCGGCAAAGAGCGCGGCGAGACGAAGAUACAUCGUCGAAAACCGUAAGAGAGAUCGAGAGACAUUUCCACAGAGAAAGACAGAUUUGGUAAAAGCAAAUAGUCAAAGAAGAAGAAGAAAAAGAAGAAGAAGAAGAAGAAGAAGAAGAAAAGGAAGAAGAAUAAGAAUAAGAGGAAAGGAGAAGAGGGGGAAAGAAAAAGGAGACACAAUUCGUCGAAUAUUCCGGUCGAAGUCGUCCAGCCAUGAUAUGACACUCGAGUGAAGCGAGCUCUCUGUAAGCGACAGGCAGCCAUCAUGAGGAUAUUACUUCAGCUUCUGACCGUCCUCCUGUUGGGCGUCAAUGCCAGACGAAGGGACAGCGAGGGGCCUGCAGACGACAUCUUUGGUGCACAGCGUCGUGCCACUCAGCACAAGAUUAAUUACAACAACAAUAACAACAACAACAACAACAAUGAUAACAACAACAACAACAACAACAAUAAUGGUCAAGCAUUGAAUUCUCCGUACUUGCCCUAUCAACAACAGCCAAGGGAAAGGAAACCCAAUAUCGUAUUGAUCUUAACGGACGAUCAAGACGUCGAGCUUGGUUCGCUGAACUUCAUGCCGCGGACCCUAAGGCGAAUAAGGGACGAGGGAGCCGAGCUGAGACACGCAUACGUGACCACUCCCAUGUGUUGUCCAAGUCGGAGUUCCUUACUGACCGGCCGUUACGUUCACAAUCACGAGGUCUUCACGAACAACGACAACUGCAGUAGCCCCCAGUGGCAAAGAGAUCACGAACCGCACUCCUUCGCCGCUUACCUGAGCAACGCAGGAUAUCGUACCGGAUACUUCGGUAAAUAUUUGAACAAGUACAACGGCUCGUACAUACCGCCUGGCUGGCGGGAAUGGGGUGGUCUGAUAAUGAACUCGAGAUACUACAACUACAGCGUCAACAUGAACGGGAAGAAGAUAAAGCACGGUUUCGAAUAUAGCAAGGACUAUUAUCCGGAUUUAAUAGCUAACGAUAGCGUUGCGUUUCUACGGCAAAGCAAGCAUAAUUUCGCCCGCAAACCGGUAAUGUUGGUUGCAAGCUUUCCGGCGCCUCAUGGACCAGAAGAUUCCGCGCCGCAAUUCUCGCAUCUCUUUUUCAACGUCACCACUCAUCAUACGCCAGCUUACGAUUAUGCACCGAAUCCAGACAAACAGUGGAUUCUCCAAGUCACUCAGAAGAUGCAGCCUAUACACAAACAGUUUACGGAUCUCUUGAUGACCAAGAGACUGCAGACUUUGCAGAGUGUCGACGCAGCGGUCGAUAGAAUCUAUCAGGAAUUGAAAGAUUUGGGAGAGCUGGACAAUACUUACAUAAUUUAUACAUCCGACCAUGGUUAUCACUUGGGACAAUUUGGUCUUAUCAAAGGCAAAAGCUUCCCAUUCGAGUUUGACGUCAGAGUACCUUUUCUCAUAAGAGGACCCGGCAUAGAACCUGGAUCCGUAGUAGACGACAUAGUUUUAAACAUUGAUCUGGCGCCGACCUUCCUGGACAUCGCCGGCGUCGAGACACCACCGCAGAUGGAUGGCCGAUCUUUCAAGAUGCUUUUUCUAAAUAAUAAGCGCGGUAGAAGGCCGAAAAUAAAAUGGCCAGAUACAUUUCUAAUCGAAUCGUCGGGUCGUCGGGAGACCCCAGAGUCCAUUGCUGAAUCGAAAGCACGAGAAGCGAGAAGGCAAAAUGCAACGAUUACGAGACAAAUGCAUGGUACACAGAACGAGGAGGUUGACGAUAUUACCGAAACCGAUGAUCCUGAGAUCGAUCGUCGAUUUAUAGAAAAUGAUACGGGAAGUGAUCAAGAUAUUUCCGAAGAUGAUUUUGACGAGUCGAUUAUCGAUGAGACAAUAGCUCCGGAAUUGCAUUUAGACAACAGAGUGCAUCCUGUUCAAUCGCCGUACUCAUCGAAACACGAACGUCUUGCAAUUGAAUGUUCAAGACCGGAAGCACAAGGUGAUUGCGUGCAUGGUCAAAAGUGGCGUUGCGAGAGAGACGGUCAUCGUUGGAGAAGACACAAAUGUAGAUACGCUAUACCACCGCCUAUACAAAGGACGUCGAAAAAGUGUGCAUGUUUCACGCCUCAGGGAUUGGUUUAUACUAGAUUGGAGACUAAUGAUUUUGAUAUGUCAAGAUAUGGAUUUGGGAGAGAUCGAAGACCUUUAGAUCCUUAUGGCGAAACGACUGGAUAUUUCAUGAAACGAGGUAAAAGAGAUACAUCCGAGAUGAACGAUGAACUCGAGGAAGAGGAUUUAGAUGAUAUAAGAGAUAGACGAGCUAUAGACGAGGAAGAUGACGAUGAAUUCCUUCAGGAUUUGGAUAUCCUUAAAAAAGAUAUUCACGAGGACGAUUAUCUCUUCAGAAAUGCCUAUCGUAAUUAUACGCGAGUAACGCGGAUCGACAUGGAUGAUGAUGAUGAUGAUGAUGAUGAACAUAAGAGCAACGUAGAAAAAAAAUUAUGGGAUGAUCGUCCGAUUUCAAGUUACUCGAUUAACGAUUUCGAUCCUAGUUUAGAUAAGAUCGUAAAAGGUCGAUUAAAUGUCGAAGAUGUGAUCAAGAGACAUAGAAGAGUGCGAAGGAGCGCAACGAAGAAGGAUACGAUUGAACACGUUACACAGAUAAUGGAAAGUAUAGAGGAAGAAUUGGAUGAUUUAAAACAAACACAUGCACGUCAUUCUACCUCACCACGAGUAACUUUACCAUCCAAAUGUUCGGUACUUCCCGAAGGUGGAGUGAAUUGUAGCGAAGCUAUUUAUCUGGAUCCGAACGAGUGGAGAAUAUCCAGACGAAAGAUCGAACAACAAAUUAAAGAGAUGAGAAUGCAGUUGGAGACACUAAAGGAAAUACGUCGACAUUUAAUGAUGAAACGUCCCCAAUUCAUUCCGGACAAUGAGGAUGAGUCUGUCGACCCAGAGGAACCACAUGUUUCUCAUAAACCACAUUAUCAUACUUCUAAGAAUCAUACUAGCAGGCAUCACAAAAAACACGAGAAAGGACCCCAUACGAAUUCGAUUAACGUGACCACUACGACGACUCAUCGAUCUACUUCAAAGUCAACUCAGUUUUCUACCAUUGAAAAAGACUCGACGAUUCACGAGGAUAAUAUAAAUAAAUAUAACGUUACUCAAGGAGAAAUUUCGAUUAAUGAAAGAGAUUCUACUUUGGAAUUAUUCGGCACGACUACUACUACUACUAUGUUACCAAAAUCAAAAAAAAUUCCACGUCGACAAAAAAUCAAAGAACCAUCUAAUAAUACUACCGAUAGCGAAGACAAUAAACAACAAAGACGUAGAAAAUUUUCUUAUCAUCGAAAGAACAAUAAUACUCUUCUUACCAAUAGCGUUCACGAUGACGUCCCACCAAGUCAGAAUGUAAAUGAUAAUAUUGGAACUGUUACUCCUAGCCAAGAAGAUGUAACUUUCAAUCAAAGAACACAAUAUAGAUCAAAUAAAUCGACUAAUGUUCCAAUCGUCUUUACCAGUGUUCACGAUGGCACUCAAGAUAAUUAUAGAAGUAACAAUGUAAAUAACAAAUUAACGACGACCGAACUAACGUCACAACAUGGAUCAUCGUUCGUAACAGAAACACCAGGUUCGAUUGGAACCGUCGAGUUUGGUACACCAGUGUUCAAACCGACUGUAUCUACCGCACUAAAUCAUCCUACUUCAACUACUAAGAGCGAAACUACUGGUAUAACUAGUUCAACAAUACAAUUAAACGUACCAACUACAAUUCCUCCUGCAAAGAAAUUACCCAAAGUACAAAAGAACAAAACGAGUACUAUUUUGGGACCAGCUAGAAUAGAUGUCACCAUUUUAGAGACUCCAGAUAGAAAACAUAAACAAGGUAUAACAGCGACAAAUAAUAAUGGUCGUUUACCGCCAUUACUAAACAGUCCUUUAGAAGCACGUCACAAGUGCUAUUGCGAACCUGAUUCGUAUUCGAAGAAAGAUGAAAAAGAGAUCGCUAGAGAGGAAAGGAGACGGUUAAAGGAGGAACGACUUAAGAAGAAAGAACGCAAACUUAAGAAAAAGGCUAAGCUUGAAAAGGAUUGUUUGACUGAAAAGAUGAAUUGCUUCGAGCAUGACAAUGAUCAUUGGCGCACUGCUCCUUUGUGGAAUGCAGGGCCAUUCUGUUUUUGCAUGAAUGCUAACAACAAUACGUAUUCGUGUAUACGUACUAUUAACGUAACGCAUAAUUUCCUUUAUUGUGAAUUCACUACAGGUUUGGUGACUUUUUACAAUUUAAGAAUCGAUCCGUUUGAACAAUGGAACAGAAUAUCGAUGUUGACACCGUCAGACAGAUCUUAUCUUCACGAUCAAUUGGAACAUUUGAAAGGUUGUAAAGGAACGCGAGAUUGUACAGUAGGAAGUGCCAGAGAGACAAUGCCUCAAUUUCAACAACAUCAAAAAUAUAUAUCUAAGAGAAAGUAUAGUAAUACGUUUGAGGAUUUAUUUGUGCCAUCAGCCUUACAAAUUAUUCGAGAAAGUGAACUCGGUAGUCCGCCUAAUAAGAGACGAAAAAAAUUACCAAGCGUUUGGAACAGGCGAAGUCGAAGUUGGCAAAGUAACUUCAGACAUCAUGAAGAUGCAACAACGGCUUCACGACGUCACAGACAUCAGUAUUGGUAAAUUUAUUUUUAUUUUUUACUAUUUUAUUUCAUUUUUUUUUCUUUUUUCUUUUUUUUUAUUUUUUUUUUUUUUUUAUUUUUUUUUUUUUUUAAAUUUCAACUUUUUCUUCAUAACAGUGUGACAAAUUGCCUUAGAAAUGUAAUUAAUAUCGCAAUGCAUUUAAUAAUGUAAUUUAUUUUGUUAUAUUAGUGACAAAAAUUAUGAUAUUUAAUUAAAACUAUUUGAAGUUCAUUCAAUUUUUAUCAUGCCACGCAAUGGAAUAUUAAUGAUCUGCUUUAUCUUGAUAAAUGUCUUAAUCAUAUAGGAUACGUACAUAGAACUGUUGUAAUAUUAUUUGCAGAAUUAUCUGUGCUACAUUAUAAAAAAAAAAAAAAAAGAAAAAGAAAGAAAAAAAAAGAAAAAAAAAAUUGGAAAAAAAAUUUACUUUUAAGAAAUAUCAUUUUUUUAAUUUUUGAUAAAUUAAACUUGAAUACUAUUGAAGUUCAAUCUAAUAAAAUGAACUAAUCGUUUAUAUUAAAAAUACUUAAAGAAAAAGAAAUAAUCAACUUUCGGAAAUAACUCUAAUACAGUUCUAAACAAUAAAAAUGGCUAUUCAAAAGGAGCUAGGUACUCUUAUAUGGUUUAUCCGAAAUUUUAUUAAAUUGAAAGUAACAAACGCUCUUAUAAUGCACUGCCAAUUUUUCUUAAUACAAUCAUCUUUUAUUAAUAUUUUUAAAUGAAUAUUUAGAAAGAGGAUAUGUAUAAGAUUUGAUCACUGCGGCACAGCUGUUAUACUAUCCUAAGACUGUGUACAUUUAUUGAUAUAUAUAAGCAAGAAAUUUUUUGUACAACUAGCUUCACAAAAACGGCUUUCUUACUUCAAUUAUAUGAGAUCAACAUUUAUGUUUAAUAAGUAGAAAUAAAUUAUAUUGUUUAUAUACUCUAAACUUCAUUCUGUUAAAAUUGAUAUUACUACAAUGGAUGAAUGUUUAAUAAAAAGUUAGGAUACUGGUAUGUACUAAGGAAAAAAAAA
Messenger RNA from Vespa crabro (European hornet), 6350 nucleotides. It is a transcript of the gene Sulf1, whose product is annotated as extracellular sulfatase SULF-1 homolog. Gene Ontology annotation, molecular function: glycosaminoglycan binding; N-acetylglucosamine-6-sulfatase activity. The record is from RefSeq and is a predicted model, not a curated record. NCBI's taxonomy places the organism in Eukaryota, Metazoa, Arthropoda, Insecta, Hymenoptera, Vespidae. Bases 980 to 5338 code for a protein of 1452 amino acids. The transcript has 17 exons.